AUGUUCCCAAAGCUCGUCUUCGUCACGGGUGGCAACACCGGCAUCGGAUUUGAGACGGUCAAGGCACUCAUCAAGUCAACCAAAGACGACUACCACAUCUUUGUUGGCGGUCGCACGCUGGCCAAGGCAUCGGCGGCCAUGGACCAAUUGAAGGAUCUGCUGGCGCCGUCUAGCACCACUGCUGAGGCAAUACAGGUUGACGUGACGGAUGACGAGUCGAUUCAGAAAGCAGUCGAGUAUGUUGAGCACAGAUUUGGAUGGCUUGACAUCUUGAUCAACAAUGCUGGCGCUCUCUUCGACACCACCUUCAGCGGAGACGCAUCCAACUUCAGGGCCGUCUUCAACAAGGCAUACGACGUCAACGUUACCGGCGCCCAGGUCCUGACCGGCCUUUUCGCACCUUUGCUCAUUAGAUCCCCAAGAGCGCGGCUCCUUUUUCUCAGCUCGAGCAAUGCGAGUCUCAGCGGCGCGUUUGAGGGUUGCGCUUCAGGCGGGACAAAAGAACCGCAGGACGGCUGGCCAAAAGAUGGACUCAUCACGCACCAAGGAUAUAGGUGUUCCAAGGCGGCAGUGAACAUGUGCAUGUUGACUUGGUACCAGGUGUUGAGAGACGACGGCGUCAAGACUUUUGCCGUCAAUCCUGGGCUGUCGGCGACACAUCUGGGCGGGAGCACUCCCAGAAAGAUGAAAAGGCUGGGCGCUGUUGAUGCGGCGCGGGCCGGCGAUCUCGUGCGAAGCGUGGUCGAGGGCGAGAGGGAUGAGCAUGUUGGCAGAGUCGUGACGUGGGACGGAGCGCAAGAGUGGUGA
Messenger RNA from Metarhizium acridum CQMa 102, 807 nucleotides. RefSeq lists its product as uncharacterized. Gene Ontology annotation, cellular component: cytoplasm. Gene Ontology annotation, molecular function: oxidoreductase activity. Gene Ontology annotation, biological process: secondary metabolic process. NCBI's taxonomy places the organism in Eukaryota, Fungi, Ascomycota, Sordariomycetes, Hypocreales, Clavicipitaceae. The record is from RefSeq and is a predicted model, not a curated record.